Knipowitschia caucasica is the source of this 1137-nucleotide messenger RNA. Lineage: Eukaryota; Metazoa; Chordata; Actinopteri; Gobiiformes; Gobiidae. The record is from the annotation of a GenBank genome assembly.
AUGCGGUGUGGAGAGGCGUCUUAUCUCCUGCAGCCGCACCUGCCCUGGGCCACACCUGCCCUGGGCCACACCUGCCCUGGGCCACACCUGCCCUGGGCCACACCUGCCCCGCGCCGUCACUUCACACUCUGUGUCUGUCCCUGUGCUCCUCCUGUCCCUGUGCUCCCCUGGUGCCUGUGCUCCUCCUGUCCCUGUGCUCCCCUGGUCCCUGUGCUCCCCUGGUCCCUGUGCUCACCCUGUCCCUGUGUUCCCCCUGUCCCUGUGCUCACCCUGUCCCUGUGCUCACCCUGUCCCUGUGUUCCUCCUGUCCCUGUGCUCCCCCUGUCCCUGUGUUCCCCCUGUCCCUGUGCUCACCCUGUCCCUGUGCUCACCCUGUCCCUGUGUUCCCCCUGUCCCUGUGCUCACCCUGUCCCUGUGUUCCCCCUGUCCCUGUGCUCACCCUGUCCCUGUGCUCACCCUGUCCCUGUGUUCCUCCUGUCCCUGUGCUCCCCCUGUCCCUGUGUUCCCCCUGUCCCUGUGCUCACCCUGUCCCUGUGCUCACCCUGUCCCUGUGUUCCCCCUGUCCCUGUGCUCACCCUGUCCCUGUGUUCCUCCUGUCCCUGUGCUCCCCCUGUCCCUGUGUUCCCCCUGUCCCUGUGCUCACCCUGUCCCUGUGUUCCUCCUGUCCCUGUGCUCCCCCUGUCCCUGUGUUCCCCCUGUCCCUGUGCUCACCCUGUCCCUGUGCUCACCCUGUCCCUGUGCUCCCCCUGUCCCUGUGUUCCCCCUGUCCCUGUGCUCCCCUGGUCCCUGUGUUCCCCCUGUCCCUGUGUUCCCCCUGUCCCUGUGUUCCCCCUGUCCCUGUGCUCACCCUGUCCCUGUGCUCACCCUGUCCCUGUGCUCACCCUGUCCCUGUGCUCCCCCUGUCCCUGUGUUCACCCUGUCCCUGUGCUCACCCUGUCCCUGUGCUCACCCUGUCCCUGUGCUCCCCCUGUCCCUGUGCUCACCCUGUCCCUGUGCUCCCCCUGUCCCUGUGCUCCCCUGGUCCCUGUGCUCCCCCUGCUCCCCCCCUUCAUGACCCCCGGCCUUGCUCCAGCUCUCUCUCUCCACAUCUACACGACACAUAAAGUGCUGUCGGAGAUCAUUGGAAAAAGUGUUUAA